CUUGGAGGGCUCGGCGAAACUUGGAAAGUCACGGAGCAGUUCGUCGUCGGGUGCUACUUAAGUACGAACCGCAUCUACGGCCGAUAACAGCUUCACAGCACCGAACUGCGGGGGGAACGUCUUCGUGUAACAGAGCACCGCCGCCUACGACACGGCAGCAACCCUCAGUUGAAAAUGUGGAAAGCAACAUCAUUUUUCUUCGUAGCUUCUUAUAUGGGCCUCUGUCAUUCGCAGCUGAAACCUGGCUGCGAGAAAUCGCAGCUUCGCGACUGCGGUGAGGACUACCUGGUGUACAGCAAUAGCACGCGGCUGCCAGAGCCCGACGAGCCCGAGUUUGAGGCGAUCUGCGAGUUGUUCCGCAAGCAGAUUGCCUGCACACUCGAUUUCUCGGAGAGAUGCCUGGAAAGCGGACUUCCACGCGUCGUGGCAUUGGUGGGUAUGGAAGCUGCGGGCGAUGACUUUGAAGCCGCUUGCACCAAAGGCACUGACGAACACGAAAUGUACAAGAACAGCAUCAAGUGCAUGAACGCCGCCGGGCACAAGCUGAACCUGUGCUUCGAUGUCCUUCGUGAUGGCUUGGGUGACAGCCUUGGAGCUCCGCCUGGAAGGACCGUCCACUACACCUGCUGCACGUAUCAUAACUUCAUGGACUGCAUGGAGCUCUCCGUGGACGGAUGUGAAUCGGGCUCGAAGGCCAAAGAAUACCUGGCUAACGUCAUGGAUCGCAUCUACGGACAAAUGUUGAGUCUCGUGUGCGGACGGUACACCCGGGGUUCCACUCACUGCCACGCCUUACCUAAACUACCACCUCAUGCUGGACCAAAACAGAACCUCUUCGACUUGCUCAUCGAGAUAUCGACUGCCUUCACGAACCCGAAUAACUAGUCCGCGUAUCCAUGUGUAAUAAAUUGCAUCUGUUCCUGCCAAGUCUUCAUUUCAUUUCUUUAUUU
Molecule: messenger RNA, 950 nt
Organism: Dermacentor silvarum
Lineage: Eukaryota; Metazoa; Arthropoda; Arachnida; Ixodida; Ixodidae
Exons: 5
Coding region: 175-885 (236 amino acids)
Source: RefSeq, a predicted model, not a curated record